This is a messenger RNA of Miscanthus lutarioriparius, 723 nucleotides long. The record is from the annotation of a GenBank genome assembly. Lineage: Eukaryota; Viridiplantae; Streptophyta; Magnoliopsida; Poales; Poaceae.
AUGGGUCGAACCCACCGAAACGAGAUCUUGCUUCGUCGGAUUUCCCCUCGGCCACGAUUUCAGUUCGACAAACUUCCCCAAUCGCCCCUGCCGGCGCGCAUGGCAACCGCAACCACCACCUCGCCGCGGGCGCUGGCGCCGUCAAAGCCCACCCUCCUAGGCGGUGUCCGGGGCCUCGACGCGGCCGUAUCCCUCCGCCUGCACGCCCUCUUCCUCCCGGUGCCGCGCCUCCUUCUCAAGACGCUCGAGAUCGCCGGCGACGGCCGCAUCUGGCUGCCCGUCCCCAUCUCCCUGCUCCUCCUCUCCGCGUCCCCCGCCAACGCCAACGCGUCUGGGGCGGCCUCCCCGCUCCUGGCAGGCCUUGUCGCUGGCCUCGUGCUGGACCUCAUCCUCGUCGGCCUCGUCAAGGUCGUCGUCCGCCGCCCGCGCCCGGCCUACAACGCCAAGGACAUGUACGUCGCCGUCGCCGCCGACCACUGGUCUUUCCCCAGCGGCCACUCCUCCCGCGCCUUCCUCGUCGCUUCCUUCCUCGCCGGCGGCGGCUUCCGUCCCCGCGAGGCGCUGUUCCUCUGGGCCACCGCGACGUCGGCGUCCAGGGUGCUCCUUGGCCGGCACUACGUCCUCGACGUCGUCGCUGGGGCUUGCCUCGGCGUGUUCGAGGCCUGGCUCAGCAACUUGCUCUUGAGAUUCGUGUGCGCUCAAAGCACCUUCCUCGUAUGCUAA